Alosa sapidissima (American shad) is the source of this 6233-nucleotide messenger RNA. It is a transcript of the gene mmel1, whose product is annotated as membrane metallo-endopeptidase-like 1. The transcript is spliced from 26 exons. Gene Ontology annotation, molecular function: metalloendopeptidase activity. Gene Ontology annotation, cellular component: plasma membrane. The record is from RefSeq and is a predicted model, not a curated record. NCBI's taxonomy places the organism in Eukaryota, Metazoa, Chordata, Actinopteri, Clupeiformes, Clupeidae. Gene Ontology annotation, biological process: protein processing. The coding region runs from base 254 to 2569 and encodes 771 amino acids.
CACGCAUACACACACGAACGCAGGCAGGUUUGGUGGCGGCCGGUGAUUCUCUGCUUCAUUUCUUAACACACCAGCUCUGGGUCCAAACUCAGGAGGGGUGUUUUAAGAAAUUGAACAACAUCUCAGGAAGAGUGCCAGACAGCAUACAAUUAUCAAAGCCGGAUGCCUAUGGUACACAGCUGCUGCAGCAUCAAGUUAACGGAUGCUAACACAUUUAAUCAUUAAGACAUUUCACAUUGGUUUGCUCUGACAGAUGUUGAGAAUGGGAAAAUCGGAAAGCCAGAUGGACAUCAUGGAGAAAUCAGCCAAACCCGGGAAACAUCGCUUGAGUGUUGCCGAGAUCGGGUUGUCUGUGCUGCUGCUGUUAGUGAGCUGUGCGCUGGUGGGUCUCAUUGUCCUUUACACGGCCGCAGUGCGAGAAAGGUCAGACAGAACUGGUGUAUCCAAGGGUAGGGUCACUGAAGGGCUAAUGUACCGUUCCAGUGUCAACAGCAUAUGCACCACUUCAGACUGUGUCACAGCAGCGGCCAGGCUGCUCCAGAACAUGGACCCGCGCACGGAGCCGUGUCAGAACUUCUACCAGUACGCCUGCGGCGGGUGGCAGGAGAGGCAUGUGAUCCCCGAGACCAGUUCCCACCACAGCGUUUUCGACAUCCUUCGCGGGGACCUGGAGAUUGUGCUCAAGGGAGUGCUGGAAACACAGCAUGAGCAAGACCGGGAGGCCUUCAGGAAAGUCAAGCUGCUAUACAGCUCAUGCAUGAAUGAGAGUCUCAUUGAGCAACGCGACUCCCAGCCUUUGCUGAAGCUCAUCGAGAGCAUUGGAGACUGGCCAGUGGCCUCAGACGACUGGAACAGCACAGCAGAAGAUUCCUGGAGCCUGGAAGACACUCUUGCCACCCUUAUAACCCGGUUUCACAAAAAGGCUCUGUUGGACAUGUUUGUGUGGACGGACGACCAGGACUCCAGUCGUCACAUCUUACACAUUGAUCAGCCUGGACUGGGGAUGCCCUCCAGAGACUAUUACUUCAAUGAUGGAAACUACAAAAGGGUGAGAGAGGCCUAUCAGCAGUUCAUGGUUACCAUGGCAAGGAUUGCCCGUGAGGACAGGAACCUGACCCAGGACGACGAGCGUGUGUGGGAGGAGAUGAUGCAGGUCAUGGAGCUGGAGAGAGACAUUGCCAAUGCCACUACGCCACCUGAGGAACGUCAUGAUAUCACAGUUUUAUACAAUAAGAUGACCCUCAGCGAGCUGCAGGAGAACUUCAGCCUCAAUGGCUUCAACUGGACGCGCUUUAUUCAAGGCGUCAUGUCCAGUGUGUCCAUAACAGUGCACCCGGAAGAAGAGGUAGUAGUCUACGGAGUCCCGUACUUGGAGAGGUUGAAUGAUGUCCUCUCUAAACAUGAUCGCAGGACUCUGCAGAAUUUUCUCACCUGGCACUUAGUCAUUGAGAGAGUUGGCGGUCUGAGCCGACGCUUCAAAGACGCUCGAGCACAUUAUAGAAAGGUGUUGUUUGGGACCACAGUGGAAGAGGCUCGCUGGCGCGACUGUGUGCGGUACGUCCAGGGAAGCAUGGUGAACGCUGUGGGUGCCCUCUAUGUCCAGGAGGCCUUCGCAGGAGACAGCAAGCGCAUGGUCAGUGACCUCAUCCGAAUGAUGCAGGCUGCGUAUAUGGACACCCUGGAGGAGUUGAACUGGAUGGAUGUCGCAUCAAAGGAAAAGGCUAGAGAGAAGGUGUUGGCAAUCAAGGAACAGAUUGGCUACCCUGACCACAUCCUGGAAGAAAACAACCAGAAAUUGGAUGAGGAGUAUGCCCAUCUGAACUUCAGUGAAAACUACUUUGAGAACAUUCUGCAAAACCUGCAAGCCGGGUCGAAGAAGAGUUUAAAGAAGCUCAGGGAGCCAGUGGACCCAAACAUGUGGAUCAUUGGCGCAGCUGAAGUGAAUGCGUUCUACUCUCCAAACAGAAACCAAAUAGUUUUUCCUGCUGGAAUUCUGCAACCCCCGUUCUUCAGUAAAAAUCAGCUCCAGGCUCUCAACUUUGGUGGAAUUGGAAUGGUGAUCGGGCAUGAAAUUAUUCACGGGUUUGAUGACCAUGGUCGUAACUUUGACAAGGAUGGGAACAUGUAUAACUGGUGGAGUAACUACUCAGCAGAGCACUUUAAGGAGCAGUCUCAGUGCAUGGUGCACCAAUACGGAAACUUCAACUGGAAGUUGGCUGGUGGACAAAACGUUAGUGGCAUAAGUACCCUUGGGGAGAACAUUGCCGACAAUGGAGGAAUUCGUCAAGCGUAUAAGGCGUACCUUAAAUGGGUUGAGAGAGAAGGUGAGGAGCCUCGACUGCCUGGUCUCGACCUGGACCACAAACAGCUCUUCUUUCUCAACUUUGCUCAGGUGUGGUGUGGUGCCUAUAGGCCUGAAUUUGCCAGCCAGUCGAUCAAGACAGAUUCUCACAGCCCUUUGGAGUACAGGGUUCUGGGGUCCCUGCAGAAUUUCGAGGCCUUCUCCGAGGCAUUCCAGUGCAAAACAGGUGCCCCCAUGAACCCAGAGGUGAAAUGCAGAGUGUGGUAGCCAGCGUAUGGCCCUCUUCUCUUCCUCCUCUGUGGAUGGAUUGACUUUGUGAUUCGGGCAGCAGCUACUGUAGGUGCCUAAAUGUAAUUUUGAGUCACAACCAUACAAUAGUGGUACACUGCCUUAUAUUUCACCUGAUCCCCUGACAUGGUGAAUAUAGAUACCUACCUUGAUAUGUGUAGUGUACACAAAAUCGUAUACACGUGCAAUGUAUGGAAGCUCUGAGACUGCCCUUAUGUGCAGAGGUCUAGCUUUCACUCUACAAUGAAAUACGUGGGGGCAUGAGGAAAGAAACUUGCUUUUGCGUGUGUACAGCUACUUAAAAUGUAGCUAUUAGUCUAUCGUUGGAUCUGUUUUUCCUGUACUUGUUGCUAAGUGACUGUUGCAUAUAUACAUAUAUAUAUAUAUAUAUAUAUAUAUAUAUAUAUAUAUAUAUAUAUAUACGCUCUAAAAAUAUGUUUGGACCGACCAUCUUGUAUGAUGACGUGAUCAAAAUGUCGGGAUCUGUGCACGUUUUUCAUCAUAUAGAGCAAACUAUGAACGUGUUUGACAGCAUCAUGUUCUCAUGUGCCAUUAUUUGAGGUUUGCGUAAUUUAGCUUUUUUAAAUUGAGAUCCACAAUAUAAACAUAUAUAUAUAUAUAUAUAUAUAUAUAUAUAUAUAUAUAUAUAUUUGAGAUUAUCUUCAGCCUUUUACAAUUUAUUGCUUGGGGUCAAACUAUGUGUUUGUUUUUUAACUGACUGGAUACAUUUAAAUAAAGAGCAGGUUUUUACAGUGUGUUAUUUGCAUGACUCAAAGUCGCAAACUGACACACCGAUUAACAAUCAGACUGCUUUGAUUGUGAUCAGGAUGGAUUUACUGUAUUUGUAACAGGGCUGAUACAAUCCCUACAAGCUAGAGAAAUUCAGCUAAAGACUCUAUGACUGUUAACUUCACACACACAGCUUUACCUGUUCAUGUUCAGUGUUCACAUUUCCACAUUUUCAGUGUCCAAACAUUUUUUGUGGGGGGUGGGGGCUUGAUAUUUGAAAUAUCCUUUUACUGUUGAUUAUUUCAUGAAACUGCCUCAGUAUGUGAAAAAUGUAUAUCCAUAUAUUUACAAUGGAGGCACUGAAUGUAUUGAAAGUUGGGUGACUGUUGGGUACAGCAUUCACUAGGCCCCUUUUCAAAUGUAUCAGUUGUUUAUCAUCUCUGAUGUUGGCUAAUAUGAGACAUUUCCUUCAUACCUGUGCCUCUGAAGCUUAGCGUUGACAGUGCCUGUGGUUUCCUGCGCUAUCAGUCAGAGAGAGGAAGACAGAAGGGAGGCCUUAUGUAAUGCCAAGGAAUGUUCUGUUGUUCCACUAUCAAGCCACUUUUGAAACAAGGGAGGCUUUGUUAAUUUGGAAAGGAAAGGCGUUCUGUACUCCUUCAAGGCCCGAAUGAGACCUGGGUGAGCUCUGUUUAGUAUUCUGCCCCUCUAUCUGCCCCAUUCUAAGGUGUGUUUACUCUCCUUUGUCGCCCUAGAGGUCAACCCUUUCCUUUUUGGAAAAUAUUUUUUUACAGAUAUGGUUGGAUUGAAUUAGCAGCCUACUUCCUAUAUCUUCUGAGACAGUGUUUGUCUGUACUUGAUCCUGUUGUGGAUGUGGACACGAUUACUUGCAUAAGAUCUCAACUCAUAUUCCUUCUUGUAGGAACAGUGUGUCAGUCAUUUGUAAUGGCUGUUGACUGUGAGGUCAAUAUGUCAAUAGAUGGGAAUAUCCCCUGACUUCACCUCGACAGCGUAAUUUCUAGGGAACCUUGCAAUGAUGUUGGGAGAAUAGGCAAAACUGAGGCUGAGACAGGGAAAGGGUCUUGAAGAGAGCAUAUUGGGUGACAGUGGCUUGACUGAAAAAGAACGUUUGUCCCUUUCCUAUCUCUCAAAUUGAUCAUCUGCACAGAGAUUGGGGUGGUGGUGGUGCUGGGGGGGGCAGUAAAUAUGAGUAGCCAACAGGUGUCCUGGCUGGAGGACAGACAGACUCGGGGGAAAUAGCCUUGUCAUUAGGGCCCCAGCCAUGGCCACCGCUGUUAGUUCCCUGCUUGAUGAACAAGUAAUGACAGCGGCACUAAAGAGUUGAGAGGUAGAAUGAGAGAGAGAGAGGGAGAGCGAGAGAGAGAGAAGGACUUUGACAGAAAGAUCAAAUAGGAUUUAGAUGAGUGCACACAAGACAGGGGUUUUUAGAAGAAUAGAAAUAGCGAGAUGUACUUCUGAGAACUCGUGCGAUGCAGCCAAUAAAGAAACAAAUGAUGCCUUGGGCCAUUCAUUCUGACUGUUAUCUCUGGUCACAGAGACAUGAAUUUAAAUGUGCAUGUCUGUCUUUUGAGCUUUAUUUCUACCUACUCUCAGCCUGUCAACGGUCAUUAAGUACUGUUACUUACAUAGAGAAAUAACUGCACUAUGACUGCAAUGUUUUAGAAUUUAGCUUAUCCAAUCAUUUCAUCACAGUACCUAGAAUGACUAAAUAUGAGCUAUCACAAGCAAGGGCUGACAUCACUUGGAAUUGAAACUAAUGCUCUGUACAAAAUAACAUUGUCAUGAGUAUGGAAAGAAAACUGUAGGAGUAUAAAAUAAAGAGAGAAUACAAAUGCAUGCAGCAUUUCAAAGAAUGUUAGGGGACAGAUGUCUAAUUUAUGUGUACAGUACAAGAAAGUCAUUCAUGCAGUAUUUCAUACAGUAUAUUAACAUAAACUGCAUAUCCUAUAUCGUCAUAUUUUCAGACUUGCCUGAUCUAUCUUGCUUCAGAGAUAUUUUUUUUUCUUUAUUUGAAAGAAAUUAGAGAUUAAAAGAUAAGGGAGACAUUUCUAUUGAACAUACCUUUCCUUUUCAUAUCCAAGUCAUAGUUCUUGGAAUUGGUUUCUACAAAUGUACAGUAGAUAUCCCCUACCUUCCUACAGACCUUUUCUCUAAGAAGGUAAUUUGUGCAAAGGUGGACAGAGUUUGUUACAGUAAAUGAAACAGUCUUGUUUACAUUCACAUUCAGUACAACAAAGAAACAAGUUAUAGGCUGUUUAUAGCGAUGAUUUGAUCUGUAAGACACGUAAGAUGUGUUUCUCUUACUGCUUUAUUUCAACAGUGUGCGUUCCCUGAGUGCAUUUUCAGACCAUGCUGCUAUUCCUUGCCUAUCUGACUGUUUUUUGUGCUUGAGAUCUCUCUUAAUGAUGCCAAGAUAUUAUCAAUUAAAUGAAUAUUUUCAUUAUAUAUCUAUUUUGAUGUGAUUGAUAUUAUGUAAAGAUAUAACUAUACAGUCCUGGUUUCUGUAAAGGCCAGUAAGCAAUUAUAUGUUGAACAUUUCUACAAAAUAUCUGUGAAGAAAAAAAACACUUAAACUAAACAGUUGAGUAUAUUGUGAUUUCAGGUAUAUAAUGUGUAUAACUCUUUAAAUGUUUGUUGUAAUAUACCUGGAAUAAAGCAGCGCUAUCGCAAAUCUGCAUGGUUGAUUGUGAGUGAUGACUGGAAUGUUAAUUUCAGUGUUAGACAGUGUUAUCCAAAUUUGAUCAUAUAUUUUGCUGUUGGACAUUGCACCAAUGGACUUCAUUUAAAUUUGUUUAACAAAAGCUUUUGGGUCAUCAGUACUAUGGCAUCAUCCUCACACAUUAGCUCUGGAUAGGCCACCCAAAAUAUAAGCACAUUUUGAACUUGAUGCCAGAAA